Messenger RNA from Cajanus cajan (pigeon pea), 1420 nucleotides. RefSeq lists its product as uncharacterized. The record is from RefSeq and is a predicted model, not a curated record. NCBI's taxonomy places the organism in Eukaryota, Viridiplantae, Streptophyta, Magnoliopsida, Fabales, Fabaceae.
GAGCAAUAGCUAUAAUAACAAUCGCAUUGUGGAGUGGCGAGGAACUAAUGGAUGGAAGGUAGAAUUUGGUGAACAUCGAAGAUGACUGCAACUGCAGCUGGAGUCGCCGUAUCUUUGGGGAUACUCAGUAGUUACUGUUACACUCACCCAGUGCCAGAAUUUCAUUCUUCUACGCGCAUUCGCAAUCGGAGCAGGAAACUCUUUCGUCGAAAAAGGUUUUCUGUUGAAGCCGCAAAUUCAAAUUCAAUUUCUUCCCGUGGAGGUACCUAUGACUAUGACUUUGAUCCGGAGCUGCGAUCGGUGCUUGAACUUGCCACCGAUUCCGAGUUGUACGAGAUUGAAACAAUCCUUUUCGGCCCAAGCUACUUGAGUCCUUUGCUCAAAUCCAUUCCAUUCGCAAACACAAGUGAUCUCGACCGUUCCAUGAUUGGAGUCGACCUUCGACAACGCCAACAAUUUAUAGAAGCUCUCGAGUCCCGAUUUUUCUUCCUUGCUGCUGAUGCCCGCUCCACAUUAAGGGGUUGGAGGCCAUCUUAUAGAAACGUCUUGCUUCAGAUAAGGAAAAAAUUGAAUAUUCCUUGCUCAACCCAAUUGUCAACUCACGACCUUGAACUCGAAAUUUUCCUCCACCUUUUGCACUGCAACUCAACUGAAGAAUCAGGAGACUACCCUGGCUUAUUGGACGCAAGCACUGCAUCUGAUAGUCAGGGAAAUCUACAACAUGGACUCAGUCAAUGGAAAGUUCAGUCCAAAGUUGGGGCCGAAGACAUUCGAUCAAUUAUUUUGAAGGGAGGUGGUGUAUUUACAUUGGGAAAGAUAUAUCAAUUGUUAGUGAGGAAAUUAUCUGGGAAAGUUCUUGUUGAAGCUGCCAACUAUCAGGUUAAGAAAGACUUAAUGAAGAAGGGUGGGCAAUUAGCUAUGAUUAAUCUAGAAUCCAGAGCAGCCUUGCUUGCAGCAAAACAGGGUUUUCUAGGUGCGGCGUCAAGAUAUCUGGGCUUUAGAAGCAUGAUCACAUUACUUGGACCUGUGCUUUGGGGAACAUUUUUGGCUGAUCUUGUCAUUCAAAUGCUUGGAACAGAUUAUGCUAGAAUCUUGAGAACAAUUUAUGCUUUGGCUCAGAUUCGAGCGAUCCGCACGUAUCGGCUGCCUUCUGAAGUUACUGAUGAAUCAUUGAAUAGUUAAGGAAUUUCAUUUCAUUGAUUUAGAAGUUAAGGAUUUUGGGCCUUGUAGUAGCUUUUGGACGAAUGUCAUGUUUAGGUAAACAGUUUUAGAGCAAGACAAUCUCCACUCUUGAAAAUUUGUAAAUAACUAGGUAUUAGUGUCUGUGCAUAACUUUUUACAGCUGAUUUACAUUCUUCCUCCGAGGACUUAUUUAAUUUUGGUAGAUAUAAUUGGAGAUGGACUAGUCGAUUUUGUCGUG